AACAAUGUACAUUAAAUCUGUUGUUAUUGACGGAUUUAAAUCUUAUGGACGUCGAACUGAAGUGAAUGGAUUUGAUCCUGAAUUCAAUGCUAUUACCGGUUUGAACGGAACUGGAAAAAGUAACAUUCUCGAUUCUAUUUGCUUUGUUCUCGGUAUUUCUAAUCUUUCACAAGUUCGCGCGCAAUCUCUUCAAGAUCUUGUUUACAAUAGUGGACAAGCAGGAGUCACGAAAGCAACGGUCACAAUAAACUUUGAUAACAGCAAUAAAAGUCAAUGUCCUAUCGGUUAUGAAAAUUGUCAUGAAAUUGCUGUUGCUCGUCAGAUUGUCGUAGGAGGAAAAGGAAAAUAUCUCAUCAAUGGAAAAAAUGCUCAAUAUGAAAAAAUUCAGGAUCUUUUUUGUUCUGUUCAGUUGAACAUAAAUAACCCUGACUUCCUCAUUAUGCAAGGACGCAUCACAAAAGUCCUUAACAUGAAACCUCCAGAGAUAUUGUCGAUGAUUGAGGAGGCAGCUGGGAUAAGUAUGUAUGAGAAUAAGAAGGAAAAAUCAAUGACCAUUAUCCAGAAGAUAGAUAAUCGACUUGAAGAACUCAAUCAAUUGAUCCCAGAAGAAUUAAAACUAAAGUUAGAGAAACUUCAGCAACAACAACAGCAAUAUUUGAAAUAUCAAAAUAUUUGUCGUGAGAUUGAAUAUUUUACAAGAAUUCAUAUCUCUUACAAAUAUGUCAAAUGUCUUGAAAGUGUUGAGAAUUCUGAAGGUUUAAUUGAAAAAUUAGACGUUGAAAUUGAAAAAUAUAAAAAGAUAAUUAUCUUUGAUUUUUUAUUUGAUUCAAUCAAGAAUCAAACAGUUAGGUAUCUUAAAGAACUUGAAAAAGAAUUAGAUGAACUCAAUCAACGUGAUGCUAAAAUAAAAGCAGCAAAUCAUUCAUUGCAAGAAGAAAUCGCGAGUGAUCAACGUAAAUUGAAAGCACUUCAAAAUAAUAUCAAAAUUGAUGAAGCUGCUCUUGCUAAAAAGGAAGAAGAAAUGAAUAAGAGUGGUGAUGUCUAUGAGAAACUAAAAGAAGAAGAAGCAAAUGAUUUGAAAGCAUUUAAUGAUGCACAAAAGAAGCUUGAAGCAAUAAAUCUUGGUUUAGCUUUGAACGAUGAAGGUGAAGCAACAACUUUGCAGGAUCAAUUAUCAAGUAAGUCAAGAAAUUCAGAAGGUCAUCGUGAUCGUGAAAUAAAAUCAGCUGAAGCUGAAAUGAAGAGAACGGAAGAGAAAUAUAAGAAAUCAAGUGCGAAUUGAAAGAAACGACAACAAGGAUAUGAAACAAUGAAAUUGGAGAUUGAAGAAUUAAAGAAAAUGAUUAAUGAUGGUUUGAAUCAAAUAAGUGAAUUAGAAAAACAUAUUGAAGAUCUUCAAAAGCAACUGACGAUGACUGUAAAACUG
Molecule: messenger RNA, 1426 nt
Organism: Clunio marinus
Lineage: Eukaryota; Metazoa; Arthropoda; Insecta; Diptera; Chironomidae
Source: the annotation of a GenBank genome assembly